CAACUACCUACCAAGGCCCCUCCUGCGCUAAGUAAUCCAUCAAUAGUAUCCUACAAGAUCAGGAGAGCUCCUACUUCGAAAAAGAAUUUAUUGAAUUGUCUCUAUAUACUCUAGUACAAUGGCGAUUGCAGCCGUGGGACAGCUAUGCUCGACAGCGAGCAUGGCUAGCAAUCUUGCUCAAUGCCAGGUCCUUGUCCGAAAAGCAGUUGCCGCUGGUGCAAAGGCCCUCUUCCUUCCGGAAGCUUCAGACUAUAUCAGCUCUUCCGCAGCUGAGAGUUUAUCGCUAGUUCGCUCAGUCCAGGAGAGUGAAUUUGUUUUAGGUCUCCAGCGAGAAGCCAGACAAUCCAAAUUGCCGAUCAAUGUCGGUAUCCAUGAGCCCGCACAGGGCGGUAAGAAAGUGAAGAAUACAUUGAUAUGGAUCGACGAAGAUGGCGAGAUUUCGCAGCGCUAUCAAAAAAUCCAUCUUUUCGAUGUUGAAAUCAAAGAUGGUCCAGUCUUAAAAGAGAGCACGAGCGUUGAAAAGGGAAUGGAGAUCUUACCACCGUUUGAGACGUCCUUGGGGCGCGUCGGAUUGGCUAUAUGUUUUGAUCUACGAUUCCCUGAAAUCAGCCUUGCUCUCAAGCGCCAGAACGCACAUAUCAUCACGUACCCUUCCGCUUUUACCGUCCCAACGGGCAAAGCACAUUGGGAAGCUCUACUGCGUGCCAGAGCGAUUGAAACUCAGUCUUACGUAAUUGCAGCAGCGCAGGCUGGACCUCAUAAUGAAAAGCGGAUAAGCUACGGUCAUUCGAUGAUCGUCAACCCCUGGGGCGAAGUCGUGGCCAAGCUUGGAGGCGAGUACAAGGAGCCUGAGAUUGCAACUGCGGAGAUCGAUCUCGAUCUGAUCACGAAGAUUAGAACGGAGAUGCCGCUGCUUAGGAGAACGGACGUGUAUCCGGAAGUGUAAUACGUAGUAGACGUCCAUAUUUCCACCUAUAGAUCUGAUGUUACCAUGUUCGAUAAUCGAUCCUAGCGCUGUACUUCGAAUGGUCUUGCAAUUCCCCCCUUAUGGUGCUAUCUCAGGAGACUCAAGCAUGCAGGACCUAAUAUUACAUCGGUAGAGGGCAUAAGAUGCACGAUUAUGAUCAGCUGGUUUCCAAACCAUUUGCAUGGACUAGUUGAAAACAGUUUCUGCAGUUCUAAUAAAGCA
Paecilomyces variotii is the source of this 1189-nucleotide messenger RNA. RefSeq names its product putative nitrilase. The record is from RefSeq and is a predicted model, not a curated record. Gene Ontology annotation, molecular function: hydrolase activity, acting on carbon-nitrogen (but not peptide) bonds, in linear amides. NCBI's taxonomy places the organism in Eukaryota, Fungi, Ascomycota, Eurotiomycetes, Eurotiales, Thermoascaceae. The coding region runs from base 119 to 946 and encodes 275 amino acids. The transcript has 5 exons.